GGGGGUCUGUGCGGGUUGCCGAUGACAAUUCCCUGCUGCUCCUUUAAGACAUGCCCGACUUUUAAUCUUCCCAGCGUUUAUUAUUUAAGUACUCGAGAGAAAGACCCGCCUCCGGAGGACUGAGGGGAGGGAGGGAGAGGAAAAAAAAAAUACCCAACAUCUUGGGCUUGAACUGCGAUUGACAGCGAUAAUUGAACAACUUCUUCAGCAGAGGCGAAGGAAGCUCCCUCCCUCCCUCCGCCUGUCCACACUCACUCACUCUCUCUCUCUCCAGAAACAUGAGCGACAGAAGGCGAAGCGUUUCAAAGAAGGAGGAAAAACACUGAAAAAAAAAAAACGGAGUUGAGGAGAGCCGGAGACGGAGAGGAAGCAGAAAGUUUUCCAGGCGCGUCGGGGUGGCGGUUCGGCGCUCGUCCGGAGCUCCGGGAAAGGAACGCGGAAAGAAACGCAAAAGCAAAACGGAGGAGAGAGAGAAAGCGGAGCAGCAGGAGCAGCAGCAGCCCCGAACCGGGUCCCCGUCCCUUCCCUGACCCCGACGCGGAGCUGUAGCGGCGGGGAGACCGAGCGGCACCCCCACACCGCCCGCGGCGCGGCGAGAUGGCCGGGGCGCGACCGGGAGUUCACGCUCUGCAGCUCAAGCCGGUCUCGGUGCACGAAACUCUGAGGAAAGGGAGCAAGUUCAUCAAGUGGGAAGAGGAACCUCCCAGCAGAAUCCUGAUCACCCUGAAGGUUGACCCCGAUGGCUUCUUCCUGUACUGGACGGGUCCCAACAUGGAGGUGGAGGUGCUGGACAUCUGCCAGAUCAGGGACACCAGGACGGGGAAAUACGCGAAAGUCCCCAAGGACCCGAAGGUACGAGAGCACCUGGGCUGGAAGACGGAGGACCAGAUCGAGAACAAGCUGCUGACUGUUGUGCACGGGACGGACCUGGUCAACAUCAGCUUCCUGAACUUCGAGGCCGUGCAGGAGGACACUGCCAAGGUGUGGACCGAGGAGCUGUUCAAGCUGGCCACGAACAUCUUGGCGCACAAUACCUCCCGCAAUAAGGGGCGCUGCGGAGCACGCGUGCUGCCGCCCCUCCCACAAACGUGA
Molecule: messenger RNA, 1092 nt
Organism: Lepisosteus oculatus (spotted gar)
Lineage: Eukaryota; Metazoa; Chordata; Actinopteri; Semionotiformes; Lepisosteidae
Source: RefSeq, a predicted model, not a curated record